CAUAAGACCGAUGGAAAGACAGCCAUCAGUGUCAGCAUCAGCAGCACCGUGGCUCAGGUGGCGUGCGGGGCUGUGAGGCUCCGCACAUUACUUUCUUCAACAGGCACCGGAUAACCUGCAACCAUGAGUAUAUUACAAAAAAUUGCUGACAUCGAGGCCGAGAUGGCCCGGACCCAGAAGAACAAGGCUACCAUGGGCCAUCUGGGUCUUCUCAAGGCCAAGUUGGCCAAAUUGAAGCGAGAACUGAUCACUCCCAAAGGUGGAGGAGCAACAGCAGGCGAGGGUUUUGAUGUGGCCAAGACUGGUGAUGCUCGCAUCGGUUUUGUGGGCUUCCCUUCAGUUGGCAAGUCCACCCUCCUUAGUAACUUGGCAGGAGUGUACUCAGAGGUUGCAGCAUAUGAGUUCACCACCCUCACCACUGUGCCGGGCUGUAUCAAGUACAAGGGGGCCAAGAUUCAGUUGCUGGACUUGCCUGGAAUCAUUGAAGGAGCUAAGGAUGGUAAGGGUCGAGGGAAGCAGGUCAUUGCUGUGGCACGCACCUGCUCUCUCAUCUUUAUUGUUCUGGAUGUGCUCAAGCCCAUUGUCCACAAGAAGCUCAUUGAAAAGGAACUUGAAGGGUUUGGCAUCAGACUGAACAAGGAACCACCACAAAUUACAUUCCGGAAGAAAGAGAAGGGUGGUGUAAAUCUGCAGUGUGCGGUGCAACAGAAUGAGCUGGAUCUGGAGCUGGUGAAGACCAUCCUUGCUGAGUACCGCAUUCACAAUGCAGAUAUCGUGCUCAAGUAUGACGCCACCGCUGAUGACCUGAUUGAUGUGAUUGAAGGCAACCGUGUAUACAUCCCCUGCAUCUACCUCCUAAAUAAGAUUGACCAGAUCAGCAUUGAGGAACUGGACAUAAUAUACAAGAUUCCCCACUGUGUGCCCAUCUCUGCUCACCACAAAUGGAACUUUGAUGAUCUACUGGAGACCAUGUGGGAGUACCUCAACCUCUGCAGAAUCUACACCAAACCAAAAGGACAACUUCCAGACUACAGUGCCCCUGUUGUCCUGCAUGCUGAGAGGAGAACUAUUGAGGACUUUUGCAACAAAAUUCAUCGGUCCAUUAUCCGAGAAUUUAAGUAUGCCCUGGUUUGGGGAAGCUCUGUCAAGCACCAGCCACAGAAAGUGGGGAAAGAGCAUGUCCUCAAUGAUGAAGAUGUGGUCCAGAUUUGCAAGAAAGUCUAGGAUUAGUUUAAUGGCUAAGUUCUACAAAAUUGGGUGGAUGUGGGUAAGCUUCAGGGUGAAUUGUUUUUACUUUGCUCCAUUGUUGCUUUGUGAUAGCCUCCACAUUUCGGAUGCACCCAUCUUCUCUUCAACAUUAUACACUCACAUGUUUAAUGUGACCUUUCUUAAGCUUUUGGAGAACAGUUUAUGAAAGUUAGAAACUCACCAUAAAAUAAUUUCAAAUUAUAUGGUUUUAUUAUUUGUAAUAUUUCUUGCAAAGGCUUGGCUGAGGGUCAUUGCCUCAAUGGGCAAAGGGGAUGUUAUUGAACAAUUUACUGUCCUUUUCUCCUCCAGUCAGAUGUCAACAUUUCAUUAUGACUUAUGCUAAAUGAAUUUUUCUUGUAACCCUGCUGCAGUGUAUGAUCAGGCUCAAUAAUAAGCAACAUCUAAUAAAUAUUUAUCUUUCUAGAUAAAAA
Messenger RNA from Scylla paramamosain (green mud crab), 1679 nucleotides. It is a transcript of the gene 128up, whose product is annotated as GTP-binding protein 128up-like. The coding region runs from base 124 to 1224 and encodes 366 amino acids. Lineage: Eukaryota; Metazoa; Arthropoda; Malacostraca; Decapoda; Portunidae. The transcript has 9 exons. Gene Ontology annotation, biological process: cytoplasmic translation. Gene Ontology annotation, molecular function: GTPase activity; GTP binding. Gene Ontology annotation, cellular component: cytoplasm. The record is from RefSeq and is a predicted model, not a curated record.